This is a messenger RNA of Colletotrichum orchidophilum, 1410 nucleotides long. RefSeq lists its product as uncharacterized. The record is from RefSeq and is a predicted model, not a curated record. The transcript has a single exon. Lineage: Eukaryota; Fungi; Ascomycota; Sordariomycetes; Glomerellales; Glomerellaceae. The coding region runs from base 1 to 1410 and encodes 469 amino acids.
AUGCUGUUCUUCUUCGUUCAAGUCUUUGUCUUCUCCUACCUGACUGCUCUCGGUCUUGCCUUGCCAGCUGCUAGCCCAGCGCAAGGCAACUCGCUGGGCAGUCACCGAUUCCUCACACGAGCUGUCAGACGUCUGGAUACUCGGGCUCCUCAGCAGGAUCAAGAAACCGGUGCCAGCCAAGGCGCAAACAAUACCGCCAACGCUGGCGGCGCCGGGCGGAAUAAUGGCGUCAGCGACGCCCAGGUUAUGAAUGCUGUUAUGUCAUGGAUGCAGGAUACCGCAAAGGUCACCAAGUUCCUCAACACCGCCACGUCGUUUACCGGUGCCGAGUUCACCAAGCAAGCCACCAUUGCGCUCAACGCCGAGAUCGACGAGCUCAACCACAAGAAGGUUCUCGACGCCGCUUUCAAGGGAACCGACAUGGUCACGCAAGCCAACAACGUGCUCGACACGCAGGGUAAUUUUCAGCAGGUCGUCGAUACCCUGCAGGGCAUGGUCACCAACGGUCCCGACACGGCGCAAAAGGACGUCGACUCCAUCAACCAGAACCGUUGUGUCAAUGUGCUUCCCAACAUUGACAUGUACUUUGCUGCUGCCGGCGCUGCCAACAUUCUGUCAGUUCGUCCCACGGGAUGUUUGGAGGUUGAGGGUGCCAAUGUCACUCCCGCCGUUCCCCCGCCCGCAAAUGGCGGCGGUAACGCUCCUCAAGCUCCUCAGCCCACCGCUCCGCCGAAAGCGAGCAACGGAAACGGGAAUGGAAAUGCCAACGGCAACGGUCAAAACAAUAACCAGAACCAGGGCAACAACGGCCAGAACCAAAACCAAGGGAAUGGCAACCAGAAUAGCGGCAACGACAACCAGAACAAUGGCAACGGCAACCAGAAUCAGAACCAAGGGAAUGGCAAUCAGAACCAAGGGAACGGCAACGGCAACCAGAACCAGAGCCAAGGCAACAAUGGCGGCCGGAAUGGUGGCCAGGAUAUCGCAAAGGGCGUUGGCAGCAAUGGCAAUGGAAACCAAAACCAAGGCAACGAUGGAAAUGGUAACGGCAACACGAACACCAACCAGAACCAGAACCAGGGCAACAACAACGGCCGGCCCCAGAAUCAGAAUCAGGGCAAUGGCAACGGCAACCGCAAUGGUAAUGGCAACGCCAACACCAACACGAACAACAAUCAGCAGGGCAACAACCAGGGCAAUGGACAGGCUCCGAACAGCAACCAGAACAAUGCUAGCAAUGGUCUCCAGCUUGCUACUCUUGGUUCUUCCAACGCCAAUGCGAACAAAGGCAACAACAACAACAACCAAGGCCAGAGGCAGCCUCAGCAACAAUCACAGCAGGCCCAAAGCCCAGGCGGUUCGCCCCUACGGCCGGCACAGUUGGGUUCACAAAAGCCCGCGGGCAAUUAA